CCAAAAGUGACGGCGCCCUCUAGCUCUACGCAUUAUACGAGAAAAAGCGGUUAUUUUAAAAUAUUGGCAUUCACCAAAAAAUAGAAUUCAAGAAGAAUCUAGCUCAUUACUAUCUGUGGCCAUCAACUUGGACACCAGGACGACAUGGAGACGUUUGGUGAAUAUGACCCUGCAACGCCUCUCAGUCAGAGAUACUGCAGCAGGAUAAGCUCACAGGAGUAUGAACUCCAGGGAUCAACAGAAACAUAUGCUGCCUUACAGAAUUUGCUGGAGUACAUGGAUAGCAAUUCAGAUGUUUUCACAAGAAUUUUGGCUAAGAAAAAGCAGGAAGAAUUAGAGAGUGCGGGAAUAUUUUCUUUCUUGAAGUGCAAAUUAUUAGAAAAGGUGAAAGGACCAAAUUUCAUGAUGGCAGACAUCACAGAAAAUGAAAGCAGUGAGAAACGAGAACAAAUGCAGAAAGAGAUGUGCGAGGUUUUUAACUAUGUACAAGAAACAAAGUCCAGCCCAGUCACAAAGCGUUUUUCAAAGCGCCUUGCUGCUAAGAGAAGCAACCGCAACCCCUCAGGGAAGACAGCACCUAAGAGGCCCAAGGGACCUGCCCCUCCACCACCUCCGUACCCCCCUCCAGGAUCUAACAGACCCAAGGAAGGUCCUGAGGGGCAGAGUUCAACCCCCAGUGGUUCCGUUCUUGGUAUCGUGCCGUCACCUAGGAAGCCACUCCGUCACGAUUCACCGUUGGAUGGAAACAAACCCAAGAAGCCUGUGAGGGUUGCAGCGGAUGUUGCACCGGUAUGUCCGCCUGCAGCCCCACCUCCUCCCCCACCCCCUCUACCAGGAACCACCCCUAAGAGUGCGAUGAAGAAACCCCUUCAAGAGAGGACAAACACUGUCUAUAUCACCACCCCGACUGGUCGGACGCAGAGUCCAGCCAAGAAAGCCCUUCUGAAAUCUGAACCAAGAUUGAAGCAGCUCCAGAAGACUGGGUCGACGACCUCACUGAAUUCAAUAUCUAGUAUUCAUGAUGAGCUGGUUGGAUUUGAUAAGGGAAAACUCAAAUCUGUCAAGGCCAGGUCACCAGGACGUAUCCCAAAGAACAAGGCCCCUGCCAAGCCAUCCAGGACGGGCAAGAUGGGAGACAUCACUAUUGACUCCUUCAACCAGAAGAUCCUCGAGAAAUUCAAGAACGCCCACAGUCCAAGCCGUUAUGGAAGUCCCAACAGUCUGUCUAGCAGCGGGUUUGGGAGUCCAUCCGAUUUCACUCCAUGAUGGGCAGCAGCUCACUGGAGGUGUUUCACAAAGCGAUGUUCAUCAGUGC
Messenger RNA from Lytechinus variegatus (green sea urchin), 1315 nucleotides. RefSeq names its product WAS/WASL-interacting protein family member 3-like. Lineage: Eukaryota; Metazoa; Echinodermata; Echinoidea; Temnopleuroida; Toxopneustidae. The record is from RefSeq and is a predicted model, not a curated record. The transcript has 8 exons. Bases 145 to 1266 code for a protein of 373 amino acids.